CACUUUUGACCAGGAAAGGAGCACCGGCCAGCAGGGUCUUCUGUUAGUGGGAGCACCACGUUCGCACAGCCACCUCUCGCCAGUGGAGACUGGUCUCUGCCGCCCCUAGCUGUCUCUCCCCCUCAUCUUGAGGAGGUUCUAGCCCUCACUUCGUCGUCUCUAUUGUUGAUUUUUCUUUUUACUAUAAGCUGAGGGGGACUUGAGAAGUCCUGAGAGAGGCGAAACGAUGACAGCUGUUGAGACCCAAAUGACAUAUGCCAACUCCUAUACUAUCACCCAUGAAGAAACGUACAUGACCCAGGAGGAAGACUGGGACAGGGACCUGCUCCUGGACCCUGCCUGGGAGAAGCAGCAGAGGAAGACCUUCACAGCUUGGUGUAACUCCCACUUGAGGAAAGCCGGGACACAGAUUGAGAAUAUAGAAGAGGAUUUCAGAAAUGGCCUCAAACUCAUGCUGCUGCUGGAGGUCAUAUCAGGCGAGAGGCUGCCCAAACCCGACAAAGGAAAGAUGCGUUUCCAUAAGAUCGCCAACGUGAAUAAAGCUCUGGACUUCAUCUGCAGCAAAGGGGUCAAACUGGUGUCUAUUGGUGCUGAGGAAAUUGUUGACGGUAAUGUGAAGAUGACUCUUGGUAUGAUCUGGACCAUCAUCCUGCGUUUUGCUAUCCAGGACAUCUCUGUGGAAGAGACUUCUGCCAAGGAGGGUCUGCUGCUCUGGUGCCAGAGGAAGACUGCCCCCUACAGGAAUGUCAAUGUUCAGAACUUCCACAUCAGCUGGAAGGAUGGCCUUGCCCUGUGUGCCCUCAUCCACAGACACAGACCUGACCUCAUCGACUACUCCAAACUGAGAAAGGACGACCCAGUUGGUAAUCUGAACACUGCCUUUGAAGUGGCUGAGAAGUUCCUGGACAUCCCCAAGAUGCUUGAUGCUGAGGAUAUUGUGAACACACCCAAACCCGAUGAGAAGGCCAUCAUGACCUACGUGUCCUGCUUUUAUCAUGCCUUCGCUGGAGCCGAGCAGGCUGAGACAGCCGCCAACCGUAUCUGCAAAGUGCUGGCGGUCAACCAGGAGAACGAGAAGCUGAUGGAGGAGUACGAGAAGCUGGCCAGUGAGCUGCUGGAGUGGAUCCGCCGCACCAUCCCCUGGCUGGAGAACCGCGUGGCCGAGCAGACCAUGCGCGCCAUGCAGCAGAAACUGGAGGACUUCCGUGACUACCGCCGCGUCCACAAGCCGCCCCGCGUGCAGGAGAAAUGUCAGCUAGAGAUCAACUUCAACACGCUGCAGACCAAGCUGAGGCUCAGCAACAGGCCCGCCUUCAUGCCCUCUGAGGGCAAGAUGGUGUCGGACAUUGCCAAUGCCUGGAAGGGUCUGGAGCAGGUGGAGAAGGGCUACGAGGAGUGGCUGCUGACCGAGAUCCGCCGUCUGGAGAGACUGGACCACCUGGCUGAGAAGUUCAAGCAGAAAUGUGCCAUGCACGAAUCCUGGACCGGAGGUAAGGAGGAGCUUCUGUCCCAGAAGGACUACGAGUCGGCUUCUCUGAUGGAAAUCAGAGCCUUGAUGAGAAAGCACGAAGCUUUUGAGAGUGACCUCGCUGCUCACCAGGACCGAGUGGAGCAGAUCGCCGCCAUCGCCCAGGAGCUGAAUGAGCUGGAUUACCAUGAUGCUGCUACAGUCAAUGCCCGCUGUCAGGGUAUCUGUGACCAGUGGGACAACCUGGGGACCCUCACCCAGAAGCGGAGAGACUCCCUGGAGCGUGUGGAGAAGCUGUGGGAGACCAUCGACCAGCUUUACCUGGAGUUCGCCAAGAGGGCAGCGCCCUUCAAUAACUGGAUGGACGGAGCCAUGGAGGACCUGCAGGACAUGUUCAUUGUCCACAGUAUUGAGGAGAUCCAGAGUUUGAUCACAGCUCACGACCAGUUCAAGGCCACUCUGCCCGAGGCCGAUAAGGAGCGCAUGGCCACCAUCGGCAUCCACAACGAGAUCCUGAAGAUCGCUCAGACCUACGGCAUCAAGCUGUCUGGAAUCAACCCCUACACCAACCUGAGUCCUCAGGACAUCGGCACCAAGUGGGACACUGUGAAGCACCUCGUGCCGCUCAGAGACCAAAUGCUUCAGGAGGAGGUGGCCCGACAGCAGGCCAACGAGAGGCUGAGGCGCCAGUUUGCUGCUCAGGCCAACAUCAUCGGGCCCUGGAUUCAAACCAAGAUGGAGGAGAUUAGCCACGUGUCGGUGGACAUCGCCGGCUCCUUGGAGGAACAGAUGAACAGCCUGAAGCAGUACGAACAGAACAUCAUCAACUACAAGUCCAACAUCGAUAAGCUGGAGGGAGACCACCAGCUCAGCCAGGAGUCCCUCAUCUUCGACAACAAGCAUACCAACUACACCAUGGAGCAUGUCCGCGUGGGCUGGGAGCAGCUGCUCACCACCAUCGCCAGAACCAUCAACGAGGUGGAGAACCAGAUCUUGACCCGCGAUGCCAAGGGCAUCAGCCAGGAACAGCUGAAUGAGUUCAGGGCCUCCUUCAACCACUUCGACAGGAAGAGAAACGGCAUGAUGGACCCAGAUGACUUCCGUGCCUGUCUGAUCUCCAUGGGUUAUGAUCUGGGUGAGGUUGAGUUUGCCCGUAUCAUGACCCUGGUUGACCCCAACAACACCGGCGUGGUGACCUUCCAAGCCUUCAUUGACUUCAUGACCCGUGAGACCGCCGAGACCGACACCGCGGAGCAGGUCAUGGCUUCCUUCAAGAUUCUGGCCUCAGACAAGAGCUACAUCACAGUGGACGAGCUGCGCAGAGAGCUACCGCCUGAUCAGGCAGAGUACUGCAUCAGCCGCAUGACCAGAUAUGUCGGACCCGACGCUGCCCCCGGCGCCCUGGACUACAUCUCCUUCUCCAGCGCCCUCUACGGAGAGAGUGACUUAUAAACACCACCUCCCCAUCUUCUAUUUCUCCUGUUAGGAGAGUUUUGUUUAGCCCUUCCACUGCCCUCCUAAACGCUUUAUUAUCUUAUUCCUCUCUCAAAUUUGAACUUUCUCCCCCCCUAAUUCCCCGUCUUCCCGCCCAGAGAGGAAGAGGACACAGAACUUUGCUCAGACAUUUAAAACGAUGUAUCACAAAGUUACAAAAGUAAAUAUUAAACACAGAGCUGUUUGAGCAAACCCUCCUGCCCUCCUCCUCUUUAACAAUUUCAUUUUUGUGGAAGGGUAAUUAAAGAAGAAAAUGUGAUUAAAAGCUGGUUGGUCAGUUGGCGUGGUUGGUUGUGUAUUUGAGCAGAUGCAUGCGACGUUAACGUUUAGAAAACCACACAGCAUCUGUAGGAACCUGUCAGCAGUCAGAGGAGUCAGAGCAGGUCAGGUGUUUUUAUCACAGAGGCAAAUGUCUCAGUGUGAAAAUAAAUAAAUUCAUAAAUAAAUGACAGUGAAACCCAGAAAUCCUUAAGAAACCCAGGAACAAACCAGAGCACCAAAAUAUUAAGGUGAAGACAGAGAGAAAAGCACUGUGGGUAAAUGUGACGGCGACCAUGGCGACUCGAGAAUGGAAAUGGAAGGAUCCACAUCCCUCCUCUGUUCACACUCUAGUUUAGAGUGCGUGUGAGUUAAAGAGAGAGAUGAUGUCAGCAGGGAGGAAACAGGAAGUAGAAAACUAAAGAAGAAUCAGCGGGACGGGACCACAGUCAGGAAGCACAAAAGGUUCUGGUCCCAUUAAGGAAAACAAUACGACAGGUCAGCCAUGAUAACCAGUGUGAGUCGACUCCUCUGAGCAUGUUUGAUGGUUUUUGAGUUUCACCGUUGCUCCAUUCCCCUCCUCUUCCUCCCCUCUAAUCAUUCUGUCAAAAAACAAAACUGGCAUUUAAAUGGUUCCAUUUUUGAAAAACUCAAUUGAAAUAAAAGGGAAAAUUAUGGUAUUAA
Messenger RNA from Nothobranchius furzeri (turquoise killifish), 3904 nucleotides. It is a transcript of the gene actn3b, whose product is annotated as actinin alpha 3b. NCBI's taxonomy places the organism in Eukaryota, Metazoa, Chordata, Actinopteri, Cyprinodontiformes, Nothobranchiidae. Gene Ontology annotation, cellular component: cortical actin cytoskeleton; cell junction; Z disc. The record is from RefSeq and is a predicted model, not a curated record. Gene Ontology annotation, biological process: muscle cell development; actin cytoskeleton organization. Gene Ontology annotation, molecular function: actin filament binding; calcium ion binding.